Aplysia californica (California sea hare) is the source of this 4164-nucleotide messenger RNA. Its product is annotated as RING-box protein 2. Gene Ontology annotation, cellular component: nucleus; Cul5-RING ubiquitin ligase complex. The record is from RefSeq and is a predicted model, not a curated record. Gene Ontology annotation, biological process: protein ubiquitination; ubiquitin-dependent protein catabolic process. NCBI's taxonomy places the organism in Eukaryota, Metazoa, Mollusca, Gastropoda, Aplysiida, Aplysiidae. Gene Ontology annotation, molecular function: zinc ion binding; ubiquitin protein ligase activity; cullin family protein binding. The transcript has 3 exons. Bases 129 to 446 code for a protein of 105 amino acids.
UCGUAUUUCGUAAAUUUCAGCUUGACUAAGGAAAACAAAGUAGCAGUAGCUCUGCCAGUAUCUGAAUUCAGCACCUUCUAGUGGAGACGAAUUGUUUGCGUUACUCGUAGAGUAUUUAAGCUGUAAUUAUGUCAAAGAAAAUGGAAACAGAUCAAAUUGACAAAGAAGCAGUACAAAAGCCAGACAAAAUGUUCACUCUAAAGAAAUGGAACUUGGUCGCAAUGUGGAGCUGGGACGUAGAAUGUGACACCUGCGCUAUUUGUCGAGUUCAAGUGAUGGAUGCUUGCUUGAGAUGUCAGUCGGAAAACAAGCAGGAUGAUUGUGUUGUGGUGUGGGGCGAGUGCAACCAUUCCUUCCACAACUGCUGCAUGUCCCUCUGGGUGAAACAGAACAACCGCUGCCCGCUAUGCCAGCAAGAGUGGGUGGUGCAGAGGACGGGCAAGUGAUCUCCUCCCGCCAGAGCUCAAAGGUGACAGGUCGUGGGGGGUCAAGGGUCAAUGUCCUCUCUCGUGGAUGAGCCCAUGGUCCACUGGCUCCUGGCUGGCUGCAACGUGGUGGGCCAAGCUUCAAUGGCAACGUCUCAGCUGUUGAUAUGAGUUUGAUCUUGUCAGUGUAAUAUAUGUGUGUACGCUGUGUGUUUGAUGUGUGUACUGUGGGAGCUUUUAAUGUUUGUGAAGAUAUUUGUUGUUUAGCUCGCUGAAUCCUAGGCCCUGCGAGGCAGGCGGCAGACUAUUCACUGACAUCUGGGAGAAAAUGGUGUUUUUCAUAAAUUAAAAGAAAACUUUCUUAUUUAUGUCUGUAAUUGGCUCAUAUUUUGAUUUAAUAUUAGAAAUAGGAUAGUCUCAAAACAAAUUGAUGAGAGGUGCACAUCUGUCAUUAUUUUGUGUGUAUUGAAGUUGAAAAAAGUAAGGAAAACUGAAUGAGAAAAUAUCCUGUGUUGUUUAGCAAAAUUCAGCAGAACUGAGCUUCCCACAAGAGACUGCAGCUUAAACUUCAAAGAAAAUCUAUGUUUUGCACCUAAAGUUUUUGUCGUGUAACUUAAAGGAACAAAAGUGGAAUAGAACAGCUAACUAAUGGUAUCUACUUAUAUUAUCACAUAUUUGCAAUAGGAUUGGAGGAAGAAAAAUUACUAAGUUGAAAUUGCACAUGUAUUAUGAAAGGAGUUGGCUGUUUAUAGGAAAAUACCUCUUGUGUGUGCAUUAAUGCUAAUAGAUUCAGUGAGUUAAUAUGAAUGGGAAAAGGAAAACUGUUUUGAAGCCUUGUAAUUAUCUGUGCGAGUGAGAGAGUGUGUCUGCGACUAAGUGUGAUGGAAUAGAUUCCUCAAGUCUUGCAAUUAUUGCAAGUGACAGUGCUUUUUAAAAAUCUUUUAAAAGCCUUGCUGAUCGAUUUUGAGAUGUAUGAAAUUGCUAGAAAAACAGUUUCCAAUUGUUAAUGAGGAUUGAAUGCAAUGCCCUGUUUUGUUAAAACAUUUAGUUGUCCUCAGGUUAGACGUAAUGAAAUGCAGUUUUAUACAUUCGUCAUUUUGAAGAAAAUAGACCUGCAGGAACUAGUUUGCAUUUCAAAUAUUGUAUCUUUGUAUCUGAGCAUAUGUGCCAGUCUUUCAGUUUGGGACUCUUUGUAAAUAAUUGAAUGACAGUACUGUCUUAAAUAUCAUUGUUUUUUAGUUGAAUUUGUCUUAAAUUAUCAAGGGUUUUCAGGUGUGUUGUUUUUGUACUGUAAGGUACUCUUCAUUUUGUCAUCAAUGAGCUUGCUGCCAACUGGUAAAGAAACUGAACUAGAUUUCUAGACACUAUUUGUUUCCUCUCUUGUUUAAGAUUCUUUAUUUUUGAUACAGCUGCUUUGCCUUUUUUUUGUCUUUUUUUUUUUUUAGGUGCCAAUCCACUCCUAUGUCCGUUAGAGUUCUGGUGACUGCCUGUGAUGUGUGAGCCUUUGAAAAUACAAAAUUAAUUAAUUUAAGAAUGAAAGAUGAUAGUUUUUGAAGUGUGUUUAGAAGUAUUGUGCUUGGUGAGUUUUGAUAGGAAGUUGUUGAAGGCGGUUCAUGGUUUUUGUUCUCUUCCGAGCAAGAUGCCAUGUCCUGUUGAGGCUCUUUUUCAUCAGUCUGACUAAAGGCACCCAUAUCCUAAAUAAAUGUGUAUAAAACUAAUACAGAUAUAAUGUACAUUUUCCCUUAUGGCCACCUUUUUCUCUCAAGGUGUUUUAUUUAUUUUUCAUAAGAAUUUUACUGCACUUGCAACGCAUGUGGGUCAUGAAUGUUGAAGGUUAGAGUUCUUACUAAAGAAUAACAUACAGGUAAAGAAGGAGAAAAGAGGAUGAUAGGUGUUUAACUGCAAAGAAGGAGAAACCUCACCAGAGCAACCACCAACCACCCACUCUCAAGGCUAUUGCGGUUCAAGACCAACCUCCUUGACACAUUUGUUGACACUACAGACAUUAGUUUAUUAUGGACAAGAUAGAGGCAGGUGGAAAUCAAAUCUUUUUCUGUUGACUUGGGAUAGAAUUGGGAUAAGAGAGUCACUUCGUUAUAGUUAUACAUGUAAUAAUAAUUGUUAUUUGGAAGCACAUAUCUGUCCCUGCGGUUUUAUGCCCAAAAAAUUCUAAAAUUAUGCUAACUGAGCCCAAAAAUGUGAAAUUUGGCGAUUCUGUUAAUUUUAACAAAGAAUGAUCAAAGGGAAAAAAAUUGAAAUUAUGCAAAAAAUGAUCAAAUUUUGCUCAAAUAUGCGGGGUGCAUAAAACCACGGGGACAGACAUAUAUCCAUGCUCUACAGUAAGAUCUGUGCGCUUUAUUAGAAAAGGUUGUUGUUUCAUUUCGUCAUGAAAAGAGUCAAUUCGGAAGUCAGGAGAGCAAAGAGUCAAUUUCUGAAUGGUCAUCACUAUUGCUAUUGUGGAACAAACUGUUUUCUAGAUACAGUCUUAUCAGAAUUAUUUGCAGAGAAACCUACAAUUCUUUCAUUGUGGCAGAAGAGAGAAAUUGUGUUUUACGCCUCAUCUGCUUGGAAUUCUGCGCAGAUUGAUCACAGCAAAAACGUGAUGCCGAGGGUCUGACUUUGGUGUCACUUGUGGUUGUUCCAUUUAUUCCACCAGUUGCUUUAAUUUUGAUUUUUAGUUUAAAUUGUUCUUUCUAGGGCGGAGUGUCUGAGAAUAAUCGAAGUGAACACGUGUGUCUCUUUCAAGCCGUGUGCAUGUACAUGUGUGUGUGUGUGUGUAGUGUGCAUCUUUAUUUGUUUGUCAUGAGCUCUUAUUGCUUGUAUAUAUAUUUGGCUACUGCUUUGUUACUGUUACUGAUGGAGGGAAGGUUGUAUGAUGAGAGUUGGGUUGCGAUUGGGAAAUACAGUGACUGUUGACGUUGUUGCCUGAGUGAGGGGAGGAAAAAAGCAAGAAGUGCGAAUGUUUCAGAUCACAUUGUGUGGCUAGGAAUGUAAAGUUGAGAUGUGUGUGGGUCCUGAAGUUAAGUAUGAAUCUGAAAAAUUUUGCAAUUUUUUCAUUAAACGUUUGAUGUUAUGAUUUACAUUUUUUUGGGCCUUGAUUUUCCCUUGCUAUCCGAAAAUGCCAAAGAUAAAGGGCCCUUUGUCCUUUGUUGUUGUUUUUUUUCAAACUUGUGAACUUUGGAAACGAUUUUGGUCCCUGUACCGGGUAGGCUGGUGAGAUGUAUCUACCCGUUACUGUCCAGAGAAGAAGAAAAACAUUGUGUAAUGUGCUGAGGUUUUUUUUUUUUUUUUUAAAUUCUGAUGGCCUGACAAUUGUUGAAAAGAGAACUUGUUUUUAGUAUUGUUCUUUUUUUUUUUGGUUAUAAUUUCUACUGUACUUUUUUAAUUUAUGGAAGAUUGUUGUGCUUAGAAUUUCAGGUUUAAAUUAAAAUUUUGUUACUGUUCACCCAGGAAUUUGGGGAAAUGGCCUCUUUAAGUUUAAGCAAACUACAUGACAGACCGUGGCAUUUAAACGUUACCUUCUUGGUUUAGGCUUGCGCUUGUUCUGUUCAGAAUCCUGCUAUUCUCUGUUUGAAUUGAAUGAUGUACAUGUGUAAGUUCUAAUUUACCUCUAUGUGCUGAGAUAAGUCAUUACAGAACAGGCAUGCACAGUCGUACUAUUGUAACUCUUUAUCUCAUUGGCUGACUCGGAUGCUCUCGAUGACUGGAGUGGAAGAAAUAAAUUGGAUGAUCAUUUUGA